AUGGAUAAAUCAUGGAUGUCAAAGAGUAGAUUAUCUAAAGAGUUUGAGUUGGGUGUAGAUAACUUCAUCCGAUUUGGAUUUUCCAAUACAAAUAAUACUUCCAUACGUUGUCCUUGUUUAAAGUGUGGAAAUUGCCAAAAACAUAAAGCCAAUGAUAUUAGAGAUCAUUUAUAUUUUAAUGGUAUUGAUGAAAGUUAUAAGAUUUGGUUUUGGCAUGGCGAAGAACUUCCAAAUUCAUCCUUCCAUGGAGAAUCCUCUAAGUGUAUGUAUGAAGAGAAUGAUGUUGGAAAUAUAAAGGAAAUGGUUGAAAUUGCUCAUGAGCAAUAUUCAAAGGAUCCAAGUGGUUUCGAAAAAUUGCUCAAUGAUUCUGAGAAGCCGUUAUAUGAAGGAUGCAAAAAAUUCACCAAAUUGUCUACAUUAGUGAAGUUGUAUAACUUAAAAGUUAAACAUGGAUGGAGUAACAUUAGUUUCUCUGAACUACUAAAAGCGUUAAAAGACAUCUUACCUUCUCCUAAUGAGCUCCCUACAUCGAUGUACGAAGCAAAGAAAAUGUUAGGUGCACUAGGAAUGGAAUAUAAAAAGAUUCAUGCAUGCCCUAAUGAUUGUUGCUUGUAUCGAAAGGAAUAUGCCAAUGCAAUUGUAUGUCCUCAAUGUGGUGAGUCUAGGUGGAAAUAUGGUAAAGAUGAAAAUGAGAAAAAGAAAAUUCCUGCUAAAAUAAUGUGGUACUUUCCACCUAUUCCACGAUUUCAACGAAUGUUUAGAAGUGUUGAAUGUGCUAAAAACUUAACUUGGCAUGCUAAUGAAAGAGAAGUUGAUGAUAAAUUACGGCAUCCUGCUGACUCUCCAUCUUGGAAGUUAAUCGACACCAUGUGGCCAAAUUUUAGUUCUGAACCUAGGAAUCUUCGUUUAGCAUUGUCAGCAGAUGGAAUAAAUCCACAUAGUGAUAUGAGCUCCAAGUACAGUUGUUGGCCAGUUGUGAUGGUGAUUUAUAAUCUUCCCCCAUGGUUGUGUAUGAAACGAAAGUUCAUGAUGUUAUCAAUAUUGAUUUCAGGUCCAAAGCAACCAGGGGAUGACAUUGGGAUAUACUUAGAACCAUUGAUUGAUGAUUUAAAACUUUUGUGGGAAAGUGGUGUGGAAUGCUACGAUGCCUACAAUGAAGAACUAUUCAACUUAAGAACAAUUUUAUUAUGGACGAUCAAUGAUUUUCCAGCAUAUGGAAACCUUAGUGGAUGUAGUGUGAAAGGGUAUAAGGCAUGUCCAAUUUGUGGAGAUAACACAUCUUCAAUACGAUUGAAAUAUGGAAAAAAAAUGGCAUACCUUGGGCAUCGAAAAUUUCUACCACAGAAUCAUCCUUUUCGUCGUAAAAAAAAAUCAUUUAAUGGUCAGCGAGAACUUGGAAGUAUUCCCGAACCUUUGUCUGGGGAGGUUGUAUUUGACAAAACUAAAGAUCUUGACAUUCAAAGAGGAAAAAUAAACAAGAAAAGAAAACAUUCUAAGAAAAGCAUAAAGAGUUGUUGGAAUACGCAGUCUGCUUUUUUUGAGCUCCCCUAUUGGAAGCAUCUUCAUGUUAGACAUUGUUUAGACGUGAUGCAUAUUGAGAAAAACAUUUGCAUGAAUAUUUUAGGUACACUUCUUGAUAUUCCAGGAAAAACUAAGGAUGGUUUGAAUGCUAGACGUGAUUUAGCUGAUUUAAAGAUUCGACCUGAGCUUACUCCUAUUAAUGAGGAUAGAAACAUAUUCAUUCCCCCUGCUUGUUAUACUCUUACUAAGAAAGAAAAACGUUUUCUUUUGAAGACUUUAUCAGAAAUGAAAGUUCCUCGGGGUUACUCUUCAAAUAUUAGGAAUCUUGUGUCAAUAGAAGAUUCAAAAUUGAAUGGUCUAAAAUCUCAUGAUUGUCAUGUCCUCUUACAACAAUUGCUCCCUGUUGCCAUCAGAUCUGUGCUUCCAAAACAUGUUCGAUAUGCUAUAACUCGUCUGUGUCUUUUCUUCAAUUCUAUAUGUAACAAAGUUAUAGAUGUUACACAAGUAGAGAAGUUGCAAGAAGACAUUGUUAUUACAUUAUGUUUAUUAGAGAAAUACUUCCCUCCUUCAUUCUUCACAAUAAUGGUGCAUCUCACUGUACACCUUGUUAGAGAAGUAAAACUUUGUGGGCCUAUUUAUUUGCGAUGGAUGUAUCCAUUUGAAAGGUUCAUGAAGGUUAUAAAAAAUGCUGUGAGAAAUCGACAUUGUCCUGAGGGUUGUAUUGCUGAAGGUUAUAUACUAGAAGAAGCUGUUGAAUUUUGUUCAGAAUUUGUAUGUGGAGUAGAUCCUAUUGGACUUGGUUGUCAUAAGUUAAGAGACAAUUUUGGCAAUUCAGAACUUGGUAGACCAUUGUCAAGUGGAGUUACUAACAUACCUGAACGAGAGCUUUUACAUCAAGCUCAUCGAUAUGUUUUGGAGAAUACUGUUGAUGUGCAACCAUAUAUAGAGAAACAUUUGAUCACAUUGCAACAACAACACCGAAGUAGAUCAAAAAACCAAAAAUGGAUUCAAGAUGAACACAACAAAACCUUCAUAGCUUGGUUACGAGAAAAGGUUGGAACGGAACUUGCAACAGGAGAUGUUGAGAUUUCAGAUAACUUGCGGUGGAUUGCUCAUGGCCCUCAUCCAGUUGUGACUACUUACAAUAGUUACGCUAUUAAUGGAUGUCAUUACCACACAAAGUUGCAUGAAAAAAACAAAAUUGUACAGAAUAGUGGAGUCAGUUUAGUUGCAAACGCAAUGCAAGUAUGUAGCUCGAAAGAUAAAAAUCCUAUAAUUGGAGAAAUCUCCUUUUAUGGUGUGAUAGAAGAGAUUUGGGAACUUAAUUAUAAUACAUUCAAGGUUGCUAUUUUUAAAUGUGAUUGGGUUGAAAACAGUGGUGGUAUCAAAACUGACGAGCUUGGGUUUGUGUUAGUUGACUUAAAUAGAAUAGGUCACAGGAACGAUUCUUUCAUACUCGCAACUCAGGCAAGACAAGUGUUUUUUGUCGAGGAUCCAAGUGAUAGUCGAUGGUCUAUUGUUCUUACUCCACCACAAAGGGAUUUCGAGGAUCAAUACAAUGAUGACGAACUUGGAGAUACAAUUCUAAAUUGUCAAGGAAUGCCUAAAGCUACGUUAGAUAUUGAAUCUAGGCUUGAUUUAGACGAUAACACUCCAACAUAUAUACGAUCUGAUUGUGAAGGCACAUGGAUUCCUAAUGAGUAA
Messenger RNA from Cucumis sativus (cucumber), 3225 nucleotides. RefSeq lists its product as uncharacterized. The transcript has 3 exons. The coding region runs from base 1 to 3225 and encodes 1074 amino acids. The record is from RefSeq and is a predicted model, not a curated record. NCBI's taxonomy places the organism in Eukaryota, Viridiplantae, Streptophyta, Magnoliopsida, Cucurbitales, Cucurbitaceae.